Molecule: messenger RNA, 1085 nt
Organism: Carya illinoinensis
Lineage: Eukaryota; Viridiplantae; Streptophyta; Magnoliopsida; Fagales; Juglandaceae
Exons: 2
Coding region: 3-764 (253 amino acids)
Source: RefSeq, a predicted model, not a curated record
CGAUGGAACAGAAUGCUUUGGGCCUGGAAGAAUAUUAUUCUCAAGUGAUGGGCAUAUGUGAAGAACUCAAAGUGUAUCAACCCGUCACUUCUGAUGUUCCAAGUAUGCUAAAACAACGAGAAGAUUUUAAUAUUGUUCGCUUUCGUGUUGGCUUAAAACCGGAAUAUGAGUCAGUGCGUUCUCAGAUUUUUGCAAGUCCACAGCUUCCGUCAUUUCCUGAUGUAUUCUCUCGACUUCAACGAGCUACAUUAUCUUCUGAUCAGAGUAACGAGAGAUCUGCUUUAACUGCUUCCUAUGUUGCUCCUGCUGGACGUGGAGGUCAGAGUGGAAGAGGUGCACGUGGGGGUGCACGUGGGGGAAGAGAUAAUCGCACUCGAGGUCGUGAAUUUCGUAAGUGCACCCAUUGUGGUCGCACUAACCACUCAGUAGAUUAUUGUUGGGAUCUAUAUGGUAGACCAUCUGGGUCUGCUAAUCGGAAUCUACAUGGUAGACCAUCUGGGUCUGCUAAUCAGGCCACUGUUCAAGAUGAUCCACAGUCAACGAGCUCCAACAGAUCUUCAGAUAUGAUCAGUAUAUCAAAGGAUGAGUAUGAGCGGUUUUUGGGUUACACAGGGGCUUCAUCUUCCACAGCUACUCUUACCCACUCAGGUAUAGCAUCUGCAUGUCUUGUCUCACCUACUCAAGGUCCAUGGAUCAUUGAUUCAGGAGCUAACGAACAUUUGACUGGAUCUCAAGACGGGGAACAAGAUUGGUACGGGGCAUGAAGCUGGUGGUCUGUAUUAUCUUGAUGUUCAACAGUCACCCACUCGAGUUCUUACAACCCCCUCAUCAUCUGCUUUUGAAUGGCACUGUCGCCUGGGUCAUCCCUCACUUUCUCUUUUGAAGUGUCAAAUUAAGAACUUGGGGAGUGUGUCUCCCUUUUCUUGUGAAGCGUGUCAACUUAGUAAACACCAUCGUGUGUCUUUUGUUCCUCGUAUUGAUAAACGUGCAUCGAGUCCUUUUGAAUUGGUUCACUCUGAUAUAUGGGGACCAAUCAACAUUGAAUCAAACAAGUUUCAAUAUUUUGUUACAUUUGUUGAUGACUA